UCGUCAAUCACGAGAGUCUGGCGUUUUGCGUGUCUGCUGUCUAAAGAUGGAGUUAGACUGUUGAAUAACAGAUGGAGGGACAAUGACGUCUGAAUCAACGCAUCUCCACCGUCCACGUCUCAGAAUCAGGUUCAGUUCCGGUCCCUCUUGCAAACCAACGAUCUGCCACUGUGAUGUAACUCGGAAAGUUAACGAAGAACCAUUCGGUGGAAAUCGGCGACGAACGAAGAUCAUCAUCAACAACCUCACACCCUCAUCAAUUCAAUUCAAUUCUUCGCCCUAUAAAAUCAAAAUCCGUUACAUCACUUUUCACAUCCAUUCCUAACCUCCCCAACCUGACACUUACACGUUUCUUUCAGAGAAGCUGACAUGCCUUCAGUUUACAUGGGAGAUAGGAUGGAUAAUUCUAACUCGAGCUUGAGUUCUAAUUCUAAAGAAAGCAGUGUUGUUGUUAAUGGGAAAGAAACGUACAAAAAACUUCUGGUUGCAUCACGGCCUAAAGGCUUUGCACAGAGAAAUUAUGAACACCUUGUGUCAUUAACCCAUGGUGACUUUGGAAGCAGUGCUGUGGGACGUGUCACGUUUUUUCUACUAAAACUUGCUGCAUUAGAAACCGUGAGGAGAUUCUCCAGGAGUAAAUGUCCGUGUGUAUGGCGAGGCCUACAGGGUCUCCAAAUCCUUGUCUAUCCACCAUUCAAAUGGAUUCAGAGGUGGGCACCCUUCAGGGGUUUGGUGAAAAGCAUGCAGGUACUAUCAAGACCUCUAUUAGUCCUUUCUAUUGCAACCGUCUUUACUGAUCAACCACAAUGUAGUGAUGGAACCUCAGAUUGUGUUGCUUCGCAUGAUUCUGAAGCAUCCGCCGAACUAUCUCCAGCAGAGGCUAAUUUGAAUACAAGUCAUUGUGAGAUAGAUCCUGAAGUUUUAGAAUAUGAAAACUGGUUGACUCUACUCAAUCAAGAGCUGGAAAAUCAAGGGAUUAGUUUGCCAGAAAGAAUCAAUGAUGAUGAGCUCCACAGAUUUUACACAGCUUCUAAUAAUGACUCUUCAUGCUUCCUUACCUCAAUCAAGAAGACAAUAAGUUGGCGGGACAGUUACAGAUUUCUUUCAGGGGAAGAGCUGGAAACGUGGUCAAAUAUGGUUUUUUGGCAUGGAUCUGAUUUUUCGCACAGACCUUGCCUCAUUGUAAGGCUUGGGAUAGCCUGUCGCUCUUUGGCAUCUGAAGAUAGACUUCAAUUUGCUCAGGCAGUUAUAUCACAGGUAGAAUACGGAGUCUUGCACUUGGUUGAUGCAAGCAACCCUCAAAUUACAGUAUUGGUGGAUUGUGAAGGGUUAUCUCCAUUGAGAAUUCCUAUGAAAAUGUUGAGAUCUUGUUCCUCCCUUCUGCUAGAACACUUUCCUAAUCGUCUUGGUUGUUUGUUUAUCAUCCGACUUCCAGCAAUUGUUCGUGUUAUUGCCCAGACUUUUAUUCAGGUUUUAAAGCCAUCUACUAGGAAGAAGUUGAAGUUAGGAGGAGAGGUAUAUCGGAAGGUACUUUAUGACAAUUUUCCGACCCUACCAUCAUAUCUUGGAGGCAGCUGCUCUUGCAUGAGAUGUUCUAAAAUUGGCAACUGGGAUAUUCUGCAACCUCAUGCAACUGGGACCAGCCGGAUUGAUAGAGAGGAGGAUAUCAGUGACAAUAGGGGUUUGCCAUCACUGCAUCAAUCUAAUGAAUUAGAUGGCCACCAAACCAGCAAUUCUGACCAGCUGUUGAGAAAGGCUGUCAUAAGUAUUCUCGUAUUUUGGGUUUUCAUAGCUCUUGGUGCUGGAAUUUACGAUCCUAGUAGUCUUCAUUUACCCCCAUAACCUAAGAUUGGGAAAAUUAGUUUUGUUUCCCUAGUUGAAUAAAUUUUUAGAGGACACCUCUAGUUUGAGUUGUGUUUUUGAAUUAGGAGCUAGUGUGGUGUUAUCCAAAGUUCAGAACAGUAAAGGUGCACUGUUUCAGAUUCUUUAAAUAUAUAGAUCUCCGGUUAUGGCUUGAACAAAUGCAUUGUAAAAUCGUUUUUGGUUUUAUAAAUUAUAUCAAAUAUUCCAUUUUACCGCAGAAAA
Molecule: messenger RNA, 2085 nt
Organism: Glycine soja
Lineage: Eukaryota; Viridiplantae; Streptophyta; Magnoliopsida; Fabales; Fabaceae
Exons: 7
Coding region: 370-1842 (490 amino acids)
Source: RefSeq, a predicted model, not a curated record